AUGCGGACGAGAACCCCACCACCCGUCAAGCCAAAGCCACAACAUCGCAUUGAGCUGCCUUCGACGAUGAACAUGGAAGGCGCAAACGACUUGAACUUCUUCACCACUCAGCAACAGGGGCCAGUGAAAUCACCACCAGUCAAACAAAAGCCGGUACAAUUGGCAGCAAUUCGAACCUCGACUCCCCCACCAAAGCCGCCUCCACAGCGGGGUCCUCGACAAACACGGCCACAAUCGCAUGAUAUGCCUCGCCAGAUGUCCAUGCACAGACGAUUGUCGACGUCGCUCGAAUCACAAAAUGUACCAUCAUCCCCUUCAUCAUUCAAGUCAGCAAAGGAGGAGCAAGAAACGGAAGAGAAACCAAAGCCAGCGUUACCGCCUCCACGACGAUCCACAACCCGCGCCGCAACAUCUGUACCUGCGCACGCCAAGUCUCAGCUGACGGAACCUAUCCCUAUCAAGCCCCGCAACCAGAGUCAGAACCCAUCCUCCAUGCGUCCACCCGAUCGAUUCUCUCCCACGCGCCGCCCAGUAUCUGCCAUGGGAGGCUCAUCGUCUCCUUCGGUAUACCACAACAACUACCAGCGCGAAUCUGUCAAGGAGAUCACGAAGCACAUGACAGGCGAGUCCCUCUCGAACGCAAUCAUGGGCGCAGCACUAGCUGCAACAUCUCGCAACGUCUCGCCUGCGCCCCGAUCCAUGUCUAUCGAACCUCUCUUUCCACCCCCAAAAAAGCACCAUCAUCACCCUUUCCAUCGGUCCCCAUCACCCCAAAAACAAUCACCCCCAAAGUCUGCGGGCAAGUUACGCACAACAAUGCGGAAGGAGCCUUCCUCUUCGGAGGAUACAGACGAGGCUGAAAAGUAUAAGAAAAAGGGGACACGCAUCAUGGGUAUCAAAGCCCGGAAACACCCCAACAAACAUCAUGAAGCCACUCGAAAGCGCUGGCGUGAUCAAAUCACCGAGCGAGAGAGAAAGCGGUACGAGGGCGUUUGGGCAGCGAACAAAGGAUUAUAUCUUCCUGCUGCCCAGGAGCAUCCGCCACCAGAAGAUGACCCCUCGCUUGAUGUACUCAACCUGAUAGUGCGGGAGAUCUGGGCAAGAAGUCGCCUACCUACAGAUGUUUUAGAGGAGGUCUGGAAUCUUGUGGAUGGAAGAGGCAUAGGAAGACUGACGAGGCUUGAGUUUGUGGUAGGGUUGUGGCUUAUUGAUCAAAGGCUCAAGGGGAGGAAGUUGCCUGUCAAGAUUAGCGACAGUGUGUGGCAGAGCGCCAGGGGAAUUGGGCUCAAAGUGAAGAAUCCAAGGUAG
Messenger RNA from Plenodomus lingam JN3, 1308 nucleotides. RefSeq lists its product as uncharacterized. The record is from RefSeq and is a predicted model, not a curated record. Lineage: Eukaryota; Fungi; Ascomycota; Dothideomycetes; Pleosporales; Leptosphaeriaceae. Gene Ontology annotation, molecular function: protein binding.